Messenger RNA from Prosopis cineraria, 3777 nucleotides. Its product is annotated as inactive protein kinase SELMODRAFT_444075-like. Gene Ontology annotation, biological process: protein phosphorylation. Gene Ontology annotation, molecular function: protein kinase activity; ATP binding. The transcript is spliced from 10 exons. Bases 1259 to 3508 code for a protein of 749 amino acids. The record is from RefSeq and is a predicted model, not a curated record. Lineage: Eukaryota; Viridiplantae; Streptophyta; Magnoliopsida; Fabales; Fabaceae.
CCUUCUUGUGUUUGGCUUCAUAGUCCCAUCUCCAUUAUUUCUUUCAUUCUGUGCCAUGGUUGGUUCCCAGAUGAUACAAGGCAGAGUACAGCAAAGCUUCAAAAUACAGAAAGCAUUGCCGUAUCAAACCUUGAUUUUCCUGUAAAUUUAUGGACCACGACAAUAAAAAUGGUGACAAGAUGUUUUUGACCUCUUCCAUUUCGGAAAUUUCUUUGUUCAAAUCUUAAUAGCGUCUUCGCCUUCUUGCGUUUCGGCACAAUCAUUGGCUCUGAGAGAUAUCUCAAUUAUUCAUUUCCAGUACGGUCUUGUUGUUGAUAGAUUUCUGCUUACUCUGUUUUCCAAUCUUGGAGGUGUUUUGGGUUGGCACAGGCGGUUCUUCGCUGGAAAUGCUAACGUGCUGAUGAUAAUAGAUUAAUAAUGAUCAACCAAAAAAGAAGUCCAUUAUUAUAUUCUCUGUUUCCUUGCUUUAUAUUCAACUGUCUAUGAGUAAUGGCAGACAAAAAAGAAAAAGAAAGGGAUUAAGCCUAAUGCUUAACGUUCAUUGACCGGGAAAGCUAAACGACCUCUACCUCUUGUCAUAUCGCUGGUGAUUGGAUUGAUUUCUGCUGAAUAUGGAAGAUGUGAUACUAUUUCUGUAUCGGAAUCUUCGGUAACGAUUUCCUCUAAGUGUUAUCGAAUGUAGAGCCAACUAGUUGGAUCCAAAUCACUCCUGCUUUAACUUUUGGAGGGUCUUUCUUUUCGCACUAUUUUGACUCGGGAAUUUGAAGGCACAAAACAUUGCCACUGACCCGGAUUGGGGGGGUUCCUUUGGCUUUGUACCGUUAAACAGUGCUUUGUAUCUUCUUGAGUUUCAGAAAGUUUGAAAUAAAUUGCAGCAUAAGCUAGGACUGUAACGUCUUGCUUUCUGAGCCAAAAAGGUAUCUUAUUCUUCACGGAUUUGAAUCAUUCGACACUCUUUAGAGAAUUACUGAGGGAUCCCUCUUGGUGGUGAGAAUAAAAUCAAGCUUCUAAGAAAAUUGGAAGAGGGUUUGCUGGCCAUUGAGGAAUACAAGGUUUCAAAUUAGUUGAAAGGGUGUUAUCAAUGAUUGCUUCGUUAUUCCUGAACGGAAUGCUAGCGAGUUGGCAAAUAUAAAACGUGUUCUUUAGCUUCUUCGUAUUGUUUGACUUUCGAGCAUAUAGGAACAUACAUACGGGUUUGAUGGUUAGUGAGACCUGAGAUUUUCUCCCGUUGAGGUAGGCGGUUGUUUUGGAAUCAGAAAUGCCGAUGAGUCGAGAGCAAGAAAAGAGAGGGAAGCAGGAAAAAGUCUCUGAUACUGCUGAGAAGGUCCUUGUUGCUGUUAAAGCAUCAAAGGAAAUUCCAAAGACUGCUCUGGUUUGGUCUUUGACUCAUGUUGUUCAACCUGGGGAUUGCAUUACACUGCUAGUAGUUGUUCCUUCGCAAAGUUCAGGUAGAAGAUUAUGGGGUUUUCCGAGAUUUGCUGGUGACUGUGCCAGUGGCCACAAGAAGGCUGCUUCAGGAACAGCCUCAGAGCAGAAGUGUGAUAUUAUCACCGAUUCUUGCUCCCAGAUGAUCCUUCAGCUUCACGACGUCUAUGACCCGAAUAAGAUAAAUGUCAAGAUCAAAAUUGUUUCUGGAUCACCUUGUGGAUCAGUGGCUGCAGAGGCCAAGAAAGCCCAUGUCAGUUGGGUCGUAUUAGACAAACAGCUCAAAAAUGAAGAAAAGCGGUGCAUGGAAGAGCUACAAUGCAACAUUGUGGUUAUGAAGCACUCCCAAGCAAAAGUACUCCGCUUGAAUUUGGUUGGCUCGCGGAAAAAGGAUCCUGAAGAAGCAGGUCAAGUACCUUCUGGGAAAGAUGAGAUGCAUGGAAACCAAACCAAAAAGAAGAAUGACUGUUUGAAUUCCAUUAAAGGACCAGUUGUCACUCCAACUAGUAGCCCAGAGUUGGGGACACCGUUCACGGCUACUGAAGCAGGCAAUUCAUCAGUUUCGAGCUCAGAUUUAGGAACAUCACCAUAUUUCAUCCCAGAGACAAAUGGUGAGUUGAAGAAAGAAGAAACAAUCAAGGAAAAUCAAGAACUUGAUGAUAGUAAUUCAGACACCAAGGGUGAAAAUCUGUCCAUGUCCUCAGCAAGUCUGAGGUUCCAGCCAUGGAUCACAGAAUUACUUCGACAUCAACAAUCGUCUCAGCGCACAGAAGAAAGAGCAGAGAGACCUUAUGAAAAGCAUCACACAUCUACAACCAGAGCUUUGCUAGAAAAGUUCUCGAAGCUUGAUAGAGAAGCUGGAAUUGACGUCUCAACCAGAUGGACAACCGAGUUGGAUUUCAGUGGAAAUGUGAGAGAAACAAUAGCAUUAUCCAGAAAUGCUCCUCCUGGACCCCCUCCAUUAUGUUCAAUAUGUCAGCACAAGGCACCUGUUUUCGGAAAGCCUCCAAAGUGGUUCAGCUAUGCUGAGUUGGAACUUGCAACUGGAGGAUUUUCACAAGCCAAUUUCUUGGCAGAAGGAGGAUUUGGAUCUGUACAUAGAGGGAUUCUUCCGGAUGGACAAGUCGUUGCUGUCAAGCAACAUAAAUUGGCCAGUUCUCAGGGUGAUCUUGAAUUUUGCUCGGAGGUUGAAGUCCUGAGCUGUGCUCAGCAUCGAAAUGUUGUUAUGCUAAUUGGGUUCUGUAUAGAGGAUAAGAGAAGGCUACUGGUUUAUGAGUAUAUAUGCAAUGGCUCGCUAGAUUCUCAUUUAUAUGGGCGACAACAAAAACCAUUAGAGUGGUCUGCAAGACAGAAAAUUGCUGUUGGAGCUGCCCGAGGGCUGCGAUAUCUCCAUGAAGAGUGCAGAGUUGGUUGCAUUAUCCACCGUGAUAUGCGGCCGAACAACAUCCUCAUUACACAUGAUUUUGAACCACUGGUUGGUGAUUUUGGACUAGCAAGGUGGCAGCCUGACGGAGACACAGGUGUUGAAACUAGAAUAAUUGGAACAUUUGGGUAUUUGGCACCAGAAUAUGCUCAAAGUGGACAAAUUACUGAAAAAGCUGAUGUUUACUCCUUUGGAGUGGUAUUAGUUGAACUUGUUACAGGACGAAAAGCUGUGGAUCUCACGCGACCCAAGGGACAGCAGUGUCUCACUGAAUGGGCACGCCCACUAUUAGAAGAAUAUGCCAUUGAGGAACUGAUUGAUCCAAGGCUGGAAAAUUGCUAUUCAAGGCAUGAGGUCAAUUGCAUGCUGCAUGCUGCAUCAUUAUGCAUUCGCCGAGAUCCUCACUCUAGACCGCGUAUGUCACAGGUUCUCCGAAUACUGGAGGGUGACAUGGUCAUGGAAACAAAUUACAUUUCACAUUCCGGCUGUGAUGUGGGAAACCGAAGUGGUCGAAUCCGCGCAGGGCAGUACCAUUACAGUGGUCCCUUGCUAGAGGAGUCACUGGAAUCGUUCAGUGGGAAGCUGUCUCUAGAGAAAUACAGGUCCUCCUCUCAUUGGAGAAGGGACAAGGUUAGAAGGACUGCACGUGAAGAUAUGUAAAGUGGUUCCCUACUUCUCACAUUGACGGUGGUCUCUCUAUCACGAUAGGCCCUACUCUUCUGUAGUUAUCUAUCUGUUUCUAUGGAAUGCCAUCUAUUUUUGCAUCUGUAUAGUGGAGAGAAAAAAGUAGGAUAGAUAUAUCAAGUCCCCCCCCCCCCCUUGAUUUUUUCAUGAAGUUAGCUAGUGUCUAAAUGGCCUUGAUCAGAUCUGACUCUUGAAAACAUUUGUGGUCUUAAAAUGUCCAAAUAACUUCUUGUUAUGAGCUUCAA